Larimichthys crocea (large yellow croaker) is the source of this 7572-nucleotide messenger RNA. It is a transcript of the gene slc27a4, whose product is annotated as solute carrier family 27 member 4. Lineage: Eukaryota; Metazoa; Chordata; Actinopteri; Sciaenidae. Gene Ontology annotation, biological process: long-chain fatty acid import into cell; long-chain fatty acid metabolic process; medium-chain fatty acid transport. The transcript has 15 exons. The record is from RefSeq and is a predicted model, not a curated record. Gene Ontology annotation, cellular component: endoplasmic reticulum membrane; plasma membrane. Bases 1052 to 2983 code for a protein of 643 amino acids. Gene Ontology annotation, molecular function: long-chain fatty acid transmembrane transporter activity; oleoyl-CoA ligase activity.
AGUGUUGCAGUAAUCAGCAAAAGGAAUUGUCAUCAUUCAGUGCUGUCUGGUCAUGCAGUACUUAACAUAUAAUCAGCCACGUGUAGAAUAUUUUAACACUUAUUGGUUGCAAGUCUGCAGGUUUUCAAUUAAGCAGGCAUGCAAAGGCUUUACAAUUGAAGCCAGCAGCUGAUGUGCGUUUGGCUGCAGUGAAAACCUGCAGGAUGAUGGAUUAUGGUUCUUAGUUUUUCUUUUCUUUUUUUAUUGUGGAUCUUGGCCCCCUCAGUGCCACAUGAUAGUAAAGCCCCGGCUAUUGUUUGCCACCCUGGUCCUCCCUCAUUCCUCGCUCAUCCACGGGUCGGAUGCGUAUUCAAAAACCCAUCUGAGCGCGCAGUGAAUGAAUGGACGUGAUGAGGCGGACUCUACGGGUAGAGGCUGGGCUCAUUUAACGCCACACGGCUCAGCAUCAUGGCCUUGUGUCACUACCGGGUGGAAACUGCUUGUGCGCGCUUGCGUGCGCGCUUGCUUGCUUUCGUUGUCUGUCGGCGAGGCGAGCAGGCAGGCAGCCAGGCAAAGGGAGGGCCUCGCCGCAUUUCCUCUUCACCAGUGCCGCAAACCCCGCCCAUGCCGGAUGGGGGAUGUUUAAAAAAAACACCACCUCCGAUUUGCUAAGGCAGCCGUCCGUCAGCUUUUUAUUCCAGGCACACUGAUGGGACGCUGACAACGGUGGGCGGGCGCAAAGCUAAGAAAAUUAUAAGGGAUGAUGAUCGCCGGGUCAAAGUCGACGCGCACAGCCUGGCAAAUUUGACGGCCGGAGGAGAGGAGCGGCAGCAGCUCGUUGUGGUAUUAACAACAGGAGGGGAUCCCGGUGCGUGCGUCCGUCUCUCUCGCCCUGGGUGUGUGUGUGUGUGUGUGAAGCCCUCUCUCUGUUAAAGCCAAGCGAAGAGGAGCGGAGGGGACGACCAGGCUAGUCCAUAAGCCGAUCAAGGCGGAAUCAUCAGCGCACAACGAGUUUCACGUCUGGGAUUUUCUGCGCACCUACAUGCUGUGACGGUGUGGACAAGGUGCAAGGAUGAUGCGUCUAGCGUGUUGCACGGCCCUGCUGUUUGUGUUGAGGCUGCUGGUGGGCCUGCCAUGGUACCAGGUACUCCCGGCCAUCUUGAUCUUCUACCUGGGAAGUGGAGGAUGGAGCUUCCUGCAGAUUUUUGCCAAAACAAUUGGCAGAGACUUACAUGCGGCAGGUGUGUUAUUGCGGGUGAAGAUGAAUGUCAAACGUCACCUCAGAGAGAAGAACACCAUUCCCAAGAUCUUUGCUGAAACAGUGCGCCGCCACGGGGACAAAACGGCACUGAUCUUCGAGGGGACUGGGGAGAGGUGGACCUUCCAUCAGCUGGAUGAGUACUCCAACAGAGUGGCUAACCUGCUGCUGGAACGGGGUUUCAAGGAAGGCGAUGUGGUGGCCCUUUUCAUGGAGAACAGGUCCCAGUACGUGGGCCUCUGGCUGGGCAUGGCCAAGAUCGGAGUAGAGGCCGCUCUAAUCAACUUCAAUUUGAGACUAGAGGCCUUGGUCCAUUGUGUCACCAUCUCUAAUGCCAAGGCAGUGGUGUUUGGCUCGGAGCUGACUGAUGCGGUAUGUGAGAUCCACAGUUCAAUGGGGAAAACGGUGCAUAUGUUUUGCUGUGGAGACUGGGACCCCAAACGAGUCCCACAGGGAACCGAGUGCCUAGAGCCCCUGCUCGAUGCUGCCCCGUCUCAUCUGCCAAGCCGGCCACAACGCUGCUUCACGGAUCGCCUGUUCUACAUCUACACGUCAGGAACCACUGGGAUGCCUAAAGCUGCUAUUGUUGUUCACAGCAGGUACUACCGCAUGGCAGCAUUGGUUUAUUAUGGCUUUAAGAUGACAUCAGAUGACGUGUUGUAUGAUUGCCUUCCACUCUACCACUCUGCAGGUAACAUUGUGGGAGUGGGCCAGUGUAUAAUACACGGCAUGACUGUAGUCAUCAGAAAGAAGUUCUCCGCCUCGCGUUUCUGGGACGAUUGUGUCAAAUACAACUGCACUAUUGUGCAGUACAUUGGUGAAAUCUGCAGAUACCUGCUGAACCAGCCAGUUCGGGACACAGAGCAACAACAUCGAGUGCGCAUGGCGCUGGGUAACGGCCUACGUCAGUCCAUAUGGGAGGAGUUCAUGCACCGCUUUAAUAUACCGCAGAUCGCAGAGUUCUACGGAGCCACGGAGUGCAACUGCAGCCUGGGAAACUUCGGCAACAAGGUUGGAGCGUGUGGCUUCAACAGCCAGAUCCUACCCUAUAUCUACCCCAUCAGGCUGGUGAGGGUUGAUGAAGAGACCAUGGAGCUCAUUAGGGGACCUGAUGGCGUCUGUAUUCCCUGCAAACCUGGCGAGCCCGGACAGCUUGUUGGCAGGAUCAUUCAGAACGACCCUCUUCGGAGGUUCGAUGGUUAUGUCAACCAAUCAGCAACCAGCAAGAAGAUUGCUCAUAGUGUCUUCAAGAAGGGAGACAGCGCCUAUCUCUCUGGCGAUGUGUUGAUCAUGGAUGAUUGUGGACACAUGUACUUCAAGGACCGCACAGGAGACACUUUCCGCUGGAAAGGAGAGAACGUCUCAACGACCGAGGUGGAGGGAACUCUCAGCAGGCUGCUAGACAUGAAAGAUGUAGUUGUCUACGGAGUGGAAGUACCAGGAGCAGAGGGAAAGGCUGGAAUGGCAGCCAUCGCUGAUCCGUCUCACUCCACUGACCUGGAGAAGUUUGUGAAGGACAUGGAGAAGGCCCUCCCUCCGUACGCCAGACCUGUGUUCCUCCGCUUCCUUCCGGAGGUUAACAAGACAGGAACUUUUAAGUUUCAAAAGACAGAUUUACGUCGGGACGGCUUUGAUCCCAGCGCUGUGUCAGACAGACUGUACUUCCUGGAUUCCAGCAGAGGGCGCUACACGUUGCUGGACGACGAGCUUUACCGCUCCAUACUGACAGGGAAACACAAAUUGUGAUGACCAGGCUGACCACUACAUGUACACACAGACACACACGCAAACACACACACACACACAUACCAAUACAGAUACAGAAAAGAAGACAAUUUUGUUCGACCAGGAUAGCAGAAUACAGGAACUUGUCCCCAUAUACACAAGUACUACAAGUAAUAGCCAUACACACUCCAUGCAGAUUAGACUCAAAUGCCAACACAUUUACUCAUACACCCACAUAAACGUUGUAUUCCCACUUUGCUCUUUAAAAUCCCUAAAAACAAACGUAUGCACGCCACACACACACACACAAACACACACACAUACACAGCACCACUCCAUCCAUCCCUUCUGCAAUCUCCCCCGGCAACUCCUCUCGCUACCUCAGCAAACACAGAGAGGGGCACAAACCUAAUAACCAGGUCUAUUUGGUAACUUGAAAACCACCCUUCAUAGCCACACAGUUCCUCCCCACACAGGUCUCACUCAACCACCCCUGUCCAUCCUGGUCCAUCAAACCAGAUGUGUUGCUGGGGGACACAACUGGGAGGGGGAUGUGGAGUACAGACUGCCUGGCAUCAAGAAUGCAAAAACUUUGAAAAUUACAGAAAACCACAGACUUAAAGGAUGCUGAGGUGGAGCAUGGAUUCAGUACAAAAAGUAUGCGGGACAGAGGAACCCAUGAGGACCUAAACUGUCUCUCGGCUCGUUGUUUCGUCAGCGAGAUUGUUUCGUGAAAGACUGAAGUCUCAACUGUCGACUUCACCUGCACAAUUUAGCCUGCAGUGACAAACCUGUGUGACAACUAGCUCUCCUCCAACUGAGUUCACUUGCUUGAAAGUAUUUGCUUAAAUUCUCUCGAUCUUCUCGUCAUCGUUUCCACCUUUUUUGAAAAUGAGCCACGAAACUCUAUUUUUUGUUUUGUUUUUUUCGGAAAAAGGGAAUAACAUAAGGAUGUGAGGGAUUUUUUUGGAAGUGACAUGUAACUCGCGGUUACAGAAGAGAAAUUAGACCGGUGGUUGAAGAUGACAGAUUCACUAAAGUGCAAUAGGGCUCCAGCGUUUGCAGUGCAAUAAUCAGCUGCACAAGCACUGAUAUAAAACAAAGCUUUGUUUUUGAAUAUGUUUGCAUCACACCAAAUAUAUUUAAGUUCUACUGUUUGUUUACAUAUUUAAGAGAGGUUUUAGUAAUUUAUGUUGUUGUAAAAGCUUUCUCUUUUGUUAUAGUGCAACUGUAUCAGGUUUUUUUUUUUUUUUUUUUUUUUUUUUUUUUUUUUUUUUUUUUUUUUUUGCUUUAUGUGUAUCCAAAUCCGUGCUUCAGUAACUCUUGGAGUCCUCAACAAUGAAGCUGUAGUAAACAUUUGAUAUCAGCUGCUGGAACACAAAGUCAAGUGAUCUGACUGAUUCAACCCUGGGCUAAAUACAUGGGGGCUAUUUCCACAAACAGGACUUGUCCACAUACUGGUGUGCAGUAUGUUUGUCUGGCUAUAUUGUGCAGGUUUUGUCCUAAAAGGUAGACUACCUAUCGUAGGGUGUGUGUGUGUGUGUGUGUGUGUAUAUUCUUCUAAAACAUACGAAGAGGACUUGACUGAAGAUAGAGGAGCACCAAAUCACCCAGUUGGCGAGGACUUGCGUUUUCAACAAUACUCCUGGUGCUAAAGUGAGAUGUUCUGCCAGAUUCAAAAGAGCCGAAAGAUCCAAAGAUUUAAAGGCAGGAGUAGGGUACACUGUCACAGAGGAGGUGCGUCAAAGCAGAGCGGUAGAAGAAGAGAAAAUGUGCUUUGUCAUCGAUGUUUUGUCUGUUGUUCGCAGUAGCUGUCAUCAGAGGUUGUAGCAGCAUGAAUGAGCAUCAGCAACCACAAGCAGAGCACUGUGCCUUACUGUGAGUUCACCUCCCAGAUUCACAGGCCCUGGUCCACAUAUAGUCUCUCACAUGGUUCCCUAUGUUGGACUUCAUUCAGCUUCUAUCUACCAUAAUCUAAUUUAUCUGUCUCCGAGUUCCCUGUCGUAGUUGCAAAGCUGGCCUAAAUCUUGGGAGCUCAUAUUUUAUCCUGAAAAUCAUCUGCUAAGAAUUUAUGGCAGCCCAGCAACUGGCACCUUUAUCCUGCCAGGUGCAGAAAGAGUUUGUGUUGAUCUCUCAAUGGGCAAGAGUCCAACAUUUUGCAAGUCUGCUGUCUUUACUUAGUCCCAGCUGUAACCUUAAUUUGUCAACUAGCUGUCUUAUUCGUUACUUGUUUGUUUCUCGGUUUGUCUUCUAGAUAUUGUUCCCCUAAGUUUCCUUUUGGUCAGCACCUUUUAUACCAAGCCUUUAUCGUCUUUCUGCCAAGCAAGCACCCCAAUCCUUUCCUUUAAUCCUUCUCUAACCCUACCCUCUAUCUUCCCUCUCCCUCUCUGUCCGUGGCCCCUCCAACCCCUCGAGCUGGCACUUCUUGUUUGAUCCUCGCUGUCUCCGUCAGGUUACCGAGCCUCGUUCUCUGCCGUGUCUGCAUCAUCUUGCUGUGCUCAUGUUGAUUCAGACAAUGGUAUAAGCAGUAGUUAAUUAUAUUUCAGAAAUGUCCUAAUUGGAGUUCGUUGAGUGUUUGAUGGAGGGACUGGUGACAUGAAACUCUAACUACACACUCCAAACUGUUUGCAAAUAUCUUUUGCCGAUGUGUGCUGUGUGUAAUUACCCUGUGACUUUUUGUCUUACCUUUUGCGACUGUCCACAUCCUGAGUCACCUACAGUACGGCCAGGCUGGCUUUUGCCAACGGUGGUUGUGUAAUGAGUCAUGUGAAGAAGGCUGUAGUGUAGAGGACUUAUUCUUCAUGAGUUUUAGGCUGCUUUGUUUUCUGCAGACUGAUUCUCAAGAUGUAUAAACGGCUUUUCUUAGUUCAUACUUUGCACUGACUGACUGACUGACACAGCUGACCAUGACACAGUCUGCUGACGGUGAUCCUCAAAGACCAACAAAGCCAUUUGAUAGAUUUUGAGUUUCAUCCCUGCUUCCCUCUGUGGUGUGGAGUCUCUCUCUCUCGCUCUCUUUCACUUCUAAUAAUUCUUUAAUGAUGAGUGUGAAAUGUUCUCAUGAAUGUCUGAAAAAGAAAUGAGUGACCAAUGAUGAAGAUUAUGUCGUGAAGUAAAGUGUGAUUUACGUAUCUUAAGGGAACACAGUUUGGCUGUUAUGAUGCUUGUGACUGAGGGUCACGCUUUGUCAACCCUGACUGAACAGCCCCACAGCAGAUCACUCUGAAUAAGAUGUUUCUAUUUUCACUUUUUUUUUUUUAAAUGACUUUAAAUUAUUAUUUUUAAAGGAACUGUUAAUUAUACUUUGAUUGUUUCACUGCUUCAUGUGUUUACUUUUGGUUUUCUUUGCGUGAAAUCAUAGCUUUGUGAUUUUGUUGUUUUCAAAAAAAAAAAAAAAACGGGAUUCAUGCAUGAGUGUAAGACAAUCGAAUGGCAGUUGAUUUUUUUUUUUUCUCUAGCUUUUUGUAAAAGGCACUCGGAGCCAGCCAGGGAGCAACCUUUUCUGGAUUACAGUGGUUGUAUGUUGACCAAGAGCCAAUUCGCUAUUUCCCAGCUUAUAAAUAUUGUUUUGACAAGUUGAUGGCAAAGCAGAUAAGUCAGGUGUAAAAAACCUAAAACGACUGAAGGUCUGCAGGAUGUGACAUGUUUGUGGGAUGUUUGUGGGUGUGUUAAGGUUUUGAGACACCUGUUUGACCAGAGGGGGGCGCUGUGUCCUUGGCAAGACACACAAGUUUCAAUGCCAUCAUUUUUAUCAUGCAGUGUUUGGAUUACUAAUGAAAGUAACUACAACUACUGUAGAUUAGACAUAUUGGUGAAAACAAACAAAGUGUGGGAUUUUUCCAUAAAUUUGUGAAUCAAAUUUAAAACCUCAAUGUUUCCAAUGGCCUGUGGAUAUUAUCAGUUGUUCACUAUUAUUUGACCAAUUGACCAAUUAUUGCCAGCUCCUAAUACACUUAAAUCGACUACAUAAAAUGUUAUGGUGAUGUGAAUAAGUUUCUUAAAUUGAGCUCCAAAUUGUCAUCAGUCUUUCCAGCAGAUUAGAUAUAAUAAUUACUCUCAGAGUAACUUGUUAAUUGUUUGCCGUGCUUUAAAAUCAAAGAUCAUAGAUACAUUUAUAAUUAUGUGGAUAUUAAUCCAGGUAGGCCAUGGCCCUGGCUGAGGAAUUGUGUUUUAUCAUAUUUCUGUGUCUCUGGUCUGACUGUUCCUCAUGCCUCUGAUCAACAUUUGUCACUCAGCUUUUUUGCACUUUUUUUUUGUUUUUUUGUUUUUCCCCUGCCGUGGUCCUCAGGAACAUCAAGCAGUGCAACAGAAGGAAACAAGUUUGUGCACGUCUGCCGAUGUGUGUAUGUAUGUGUGUGUGUGAAAGUUUUUUUUUUUUAAUUAUUAUUAUUUUAUUUUGUUGUCUCAUUGCACAGGCGGCAGCUCUCAGCUUGUGCAGAGUGUGUAGUGGAGGUCUGUGAGGUGUGCUGUGUGUGUGAGACACACACACAUUGAUGUCCUCUUGUCCACUGAAGGCUAGCUAUAUACAUCAUGCAUUUCAAGAAAAUGAGAUAAAAGCAGUGCUACAAAUGGAAAAAUCAUUAUUAAUAAAAAACUAUUUAAAUUGUUCA